Messenger RNA from Plasmodium relictum, 2430 nucleotides. Its product is annotated as cytidine triphosphate synthetase, putative. Gene Ontology annotation, biological process: CTP biosynthetic process; pyrimidine nucleobase biosynthetic process. Gene Ontology annotation, molecular function: CTP synthase activity; identical protein binding. NCBI's taxonomy places the organism in Eukaryota, Apicomplexa, Aconoidasida, Haemosporida, Plasmodiidae. Bases 1 to 2430 code for a protein of 809 amino acids. The transcript has a single exon. The record is from RefSeq and is a predicted model, not a curated record.
AUGGAUUCUUUAGAAAAUGAAAAUGUAGGAACAAAAUAUAUUAUAGUAACAGGGGGUAAUAUGAGUGGAUUAGGAAAAGGAACAGCUAUGAGUAGUAUGGGUGUACUAUUAUUAACAAAAAAUAUUUUAUUAACAACUAUUAAAAUAGAUCCUUAUUUAAAUAUAGAUGCAGGAACGAUGUCUCCAUAUGAGCAUGGAGAAGUGUAUGUAUUGGAAGAUGGAGGAGAAGUAGAUUUAGAUUUAGGUAAUUAUGAAAGAUUUUUAAAUAUUAAAUUAUCAUAUAAAAAUAAUAUAACUUCAGGAAAGAUAUAUGAAGAAGUUAUAAAAAAAGAGAGAAAAGGAGAAUAUUUAGGAAAAACGGUUCAAGUAGUACCUCAUUUAACAGAUGCUAUACAAAAAUGGAUAAAGGAAGUUAUUGAUGAAAAUAUUAAAAAAAUGAAGAAAGAAUAUAAUAUAGAUUCUUUUAGUAAAAUACCAUGUAUAUGUUUAAUUGAAGUAGGAGGAACUGUUGGUGAUAUAGAAUCAGCUGUAUACUUAGAAGCAUUACAACAAUUAACAAACAACCUAAAUUCUGAUGAUGUUUGUUUAUGUCAUUUAUCUUAUGUUCCAAUUAUUGGGAAUUUAAAAGAACAGAAAACAAAACCAACUCAGCAUAGUGUUAAAAUUUUAAGAGAAGCAGGAUUAAAACCAGAUUUCAUUUUUUGUAGGUGCGAAGAACCAUUAACGAAAGAAGCUAUCCAAAAAAUCUCUUUGUUUUCUCAAGUUAAAAAUGAACAUGUUAUAUCAUUACAUGAUACUUCAAAUGUUUAUAAAGUUCCUUUAAUAUUAGAACAACAAAAUUUUAGUGACAACGUUUUAAAAAAAUUAAACUUGCAAAAUAUAGUUUUAAAAAAUAAGCUAAAUAUUUCUCCUUAUUCUUUUAAUACAUGGAAGCUACUUUCAAAUAGAUAUGAAAAUUCAAAUGAAACUGUUGUAAUCGGUAUAGUUGGGAAAUAUACUGGUUCAAAUGAUACUUAUUUAUCUAUUAUAUCUUCUCUUGUCCAUGCUUGUUUAGAGUGUGGAUAUAAACUAAUUAUUAAAUAUAUCAACAGCAGUCAUUUAUCUCUAAAAAAAAAAAAAAAAAAGAAAAAAUGUGUAGAUUUUAAAAAUAAUGUAAAUAAGUACAGUUAUGAUAUCUCUCUAGAAAAUACUAUAGUUCAUAAAAACAUUUUUGUUGAUGACACUACAUCAGAAGAAGAUUAUGAAGAAAAAAGAAGAAAAAAAUACGAAAAUGCAUGGAAUACAUUAAAGUCGGUCGAUGGUGUUUUAGUUCCAGGUGGCUUUGGCACAAGGGGUAUUGAAGGCAAAUUUUUAUCUUCGAAAUAUUGCCGUUUAAAUAAUGUACCUUAUUUAGGUAUUUGUUUAGGUAUGCAAACGGCUGUUAUUGAUAUGGCAAGAGAAUUUUUAAAUAAAAAUGCAAAUUCAGAAGAGUUCGAAGAUAUUUUAGAAAUGAAUUGUAACCAAGAUGAUAUUAUAAAUAAAGAGAAAGAAAAAUUUUUUAGAAGUGAUAACUCGAGGGAGAUGAUAGAAAAAGAUAAUACAUAUUUAAAUGUUAAUACAAAAGAUUUAGAUAAGAACAAAAUAUAUUAUGAUAAGAAAAAAGGUUUUUCUGCAAAUAAUUAUAAUUCCGAUGAGAAUAAUGUUGAUAUUUCUAAUAACUACCAAAAUAAAGUAAGGAAAGAGCAUUCAUCAUGUAGCAUACAGGCUAGUAUAGAAAACUAUUUAGAAAAUAAUAAAAUAAGAAAUUCAAAUAUAAAAAAUGAAGUUGAAAAAAAUAAUUCUAUCGAUAAUAAUAAAUUAUUAUUUGGAAAUAUUGAAAAUAUGGAUAAGACCAAUUUUUUACAAAAUCAAAAAUAUAUAGAUGAUAUUUCUAAGAAAUUAUUAGACUCAAAAUUAUUAGAAAAAAUCCAAUUAAUGAAUAUUCAAGAUUAUUAUAAAAGUAUUUUAGAAAUUGAUAAUAAUAAUGUUAUUGUAUCUAUGACAGAAUUUAAAGGUGAUAACAAUAAAGGUGGUUCUAUGCGUUUAGGAGUGAAACAGUCAAAAAUAAUAGAUAAAGAAUCAUUAACUUACAAAUUAUAUGAUGAAGCAGCUUAUAUAUUUGAAAGACAUAGACAUAGAUUUGAAAUUAAUCCUAAAUAUGUUCCAUUAUUAGAAUCAGUUGGUUUAAGUUUUGUAGCAAAAGAUGUUCAUAGUGUUAGGAUGGAAAUAUGUGAAAUUAAAAAUCUGGAUUUUUUUAUUGGAGUUCAAUUUCAUCCUGAAUUUACUUCAAGACCAUUUAAAGCUAAUCCUAUAUUCUUAGGUUUUGUUUUAGCUUCAAAAAGAAAACUAAAAGAACGAUUAAACAAAUAUGGAAAUAAGUUGUGUUCAGGAUUUUUUUAUAAAAUGCAAUAA